AUGCCCAUCGGACCUAAUGACAGCCGCAAGAAAACGUUUCGGUGCGAGACGUGUGCUCUGAAGCAUGUGAAGUGUUCAGGGACGGUACCAUGUUCGUAUUGCCAGAAACGAGGCUUCAACUGCGUGUAUCCCGCCCCGCAGAAAAAACAUUUCAAUAUCAUAAUCGACCAGGGGUCUCGCAAGGUGAUCACUGGCAGUCACAGUCUUGUUCCGAGGAAACGGUUGAUUGAUUCACCAAGGGCCGACCCCCAGUUCGAUCCCAAUGCCCACUUUCUUCUGUACUGGGAUAGAUUUCUUCAGAAGAAUGCCUUUAGCCAGCAAGGGAUUUUGUCCUUUGAUAUUAAGCAAAUGGUGCAGUCCUCAUCAUCAGAGAUCUUCCUCAGGCAGUCUGUCUUGGCUUUGGGCGCACUCACGGCGACUAAACUGAACCCCCACCACCAGCUUGCUAAUUAUCGUCUGGCCCUCACAUUUUACAAUGAAGCCGUCAUUGGUCUACGAAAUGCGAUCGAGUGUCAAACUCAAAGCCCAGAACCACAAUUGGCGGUAUUGUGGACAACCAUGCUUUUGGGACUGUUUGAGCUCAUGGUCGAUCCGUCAGGGCAACGCUGGGUGCAGCAUCUUGUUCACGGAACGUCAAAGGCUCUAGUUGCCAUCGGGCCACAUGCAUGUGUAGGCUCGCUGCCGCAAAGGUUUUUCAUGGAAAUUAAAAUAUUCGAGGUCUGCAGAGCCAUUGUUUUCAAUGAUUCCAGUUUCUUAAUGCAAGGCGAGUGGAUUGCUUUCUCAAAGAGGGUCCAGUCCACGAUCGAUCCUAGCAAUCUACAUCCCUUUGAUGAUCUACUUGACAUAAUUCUGCGCUGCGCAUCGCUGCGUUCCCGGGUCGCUGAAUAUAUACAUGUCAAGCAGUUUCGCUCAUCAAACGGAGGUUCGCAGCAGGACGAAGCGCGCGAUAUUGCUAUUGAGGGCCUUCUACUGCGCGAUGCUCUAAAUGUGUGGCAGACUGAGAGCAUGCUUGAAUAUAUGAGCAAUGGCCGCCAGAAUCGAAGCUCAACCUUCGAUGACUUUGAUCUCCUGGCAUCUAUUUUUCAAGCUGCCACAAGCAUCUAUCUCUCUGGGGUCUUUGACUACGAGAUUAAUUACUGGGUUGAUCUGGGAGCUUUGCUUCCAACCUUGACCGAGGACGAUAUCCAAGCUCAC
Messenger RNA from Clonostachys solani, 1194 nucleotides. The record is from the annotation of a GenBank genome assembly. Lineage: Eukaryota; Fungi; Ascomycota; Sordariomycetes; Hypocreales; Bionectriaceae.